Molecule: messenger RNA, 2671 nt
Organism: Talpa occidentalis (Iberian mole)
Lineage: Eukaryota; Metazoa; Chordata; Mammalia; Eulipotyphla; Talpidae
Gene: EYA1
Product: EYA transcriptional coactivator and phosphatase 1
Exons: 16
Coding region: 144-1610 (488 amino acids)
Biological process (GO): anatomical structure development; cell differentiation; negative regulation of extrinsic apoptotic signaling pathway in absence of ligand
Cellular component (GO): nucleus
Molecular function (GO): protein tyrosine phosphatase activity
Source: RefSeq, a predicted model, not a curated record
UUACCCAUUUUCGGUUUGAUUUCGAAGAACCGGUUCCUCAGCCCCGCGUCGCCGAAACUGUGACUCGAGUGCUGGGGUGUUGGAACCCUUUGAAGAAGUGUGUAGCUAAUAGCCCAUAUAUAAUUCAGAAGACGAACUCUUCAAUGGAAGACCCCCGGGGGAUAAAUGGACAGUCUGUGCAAACAUCUCAAACCAGUUCAGAUGUUGCUGUUUCCUCAAGUUGCAGGUCUAUGGAAAUGCAGGAUCUAACCAGCCCGCAUAGCCGUCUGAGUGGUAGUAGUGAAUCCCCCAGUGGUCCCAAACUCGAUAACUCUCAUAUAAAUAGUAAUUCCAUGACUCCCAAUGGCACCGAAGUUAAAACAGAGCCAAUGAGCAGCAGUGAAAUAGUUUCAACAACAGCAGACGGGUCUUUAGACAAUUUCUCAGGUUCAGCAAUUGGGAGCAGUAGCUUCAGCCCAAGACCAACUCACCAGUUUUCCCCACCACAGAUAUAUCCUUCCAACAGACCAUACCCACAUAUUCUCCCUACUCCUUCCUCACAAACUAUGGCUGCAUAUGGGCAAACACAGUUUACCACAGGAAUGCAACAAGCUACAGCAUAUGCCACGUACCCACAGCCGGGACAGCCAUACGGAAUUUCCUCAUAUGGCAUCAAGACUGAAGGUGGAUUGUCACAAUCUCAGUCACCUGGACAAACAGGAUUUCUCAGCUAUGGCACGAGCUUUGGCACCCCUCAACCUGGACAGGCACCCUACAGCUACCAGAUGCAAGGUAGCAGUUUUACAACAUCAUCAGGAUUAUAUACAGGAAAUAAUUCACUCACAAAUUCCUCUGGAUUUAACAGUUCACAGCAGGACUAUCCAUCUUACCCCAGUUUCGGCCAGGGUCAGUACGCACAGUAUUAUAACAGCUCCCCAUAUCCAGCACAUUAUAUGACAAGCAGCAAUACCAGCCCCACGACACCAUCUACAAAUGCCACUUACCAGCUUCAAGAACCACCAUCUGGCAUCACCAGUCAAGCAGUUACAGAUCCCGCAGCAGAGUACAGCACAAUCCACAGCCCAUCCACACCCAUCAAAGAUUCAGAUUCUGAUCGAUUGCGACGAGGUUCAGAUGGGAAGUCACGAGGACGGGGUCGACGAAACAAUAAUCCUUCACCUCCCCCAGAUUCUGAUCUUGAGAGAGUAUUCAUCUGGGAUCUGGAUGAGACAAUCAUUGUUUUCCAUUCCUUGCUUACCGGGUCCUAUGCCAACAGAUAUGGGAGGGAUCCACCUACUUCAGUUUCCCUUGGACUGAGAAUGGAAGAAAUGAUUUUCAACUUGGCAGACACACAUCUAUUUUUUAAUGACUUAGAACAAAAUGCACCUUAUUUAAUAGAAGAGCCAAAAUCAUUUGAAAAAUGCCAGUGUGUGACAGAACUUAAAUGCGGAAAGGAAAGCUGUUUUGAAAGGAUAAUCCAAAGGUUUGGAAGAAAAGUGGUAUAUGUUGUUAUAGGAGAUGGUGUUGAAGAAGAACAAGGUGCAAAAAAGCACGCCAUGCCCUUCUGGAGGAUCUCCAGUCACUCGGACCUCAUGGCCCUACAUCACGCCUUGGAACUGGAGUACCUGUAACAGCCACAUAGCACUUUGAAACUGCAUAACUGCCCUGUAAUCAGGGAUAAAUCCAGCAGGUCUGAGUCUUGUGUCAGCACCGGACUACAGAACUUAGCGAUUUCAAUAUAGUGACGACGCGCAGCUGCUGUGGGUCUUCACCUCUGCCCUUGUGGUAAAUGAAGGACCGCAUCUUUUUCUCAGAACAGCUGUUGACUCUAGUACUGUGAAUCAAAUGAAAAAUAAGCCAUGAGAAUGUUCUAGCACAGUGUAAUGUGUCUUUGCCACAUUUACUACAUGGUUCAAACCUGUGAUGAAAGGACCUGCAAACACUUAAGUUUUUAGCAUCGUCAAUGUGACAUAAACAUCUUCUCCAAUACAGUAAACUUGAUUGCACAACAGAGACUGAAAUAUGUUUCCUGAAUACCAGUGGGGGAAUUUUCUUGUAAGAAGGUUUACUUUAUGGUGUCUCAUACCCAGGGUAAUCUCUACAUCUCUACUUAUUUAUGAACAGACUUAAAGAAAAACAGCUUUAUUGAGGUAUAAUUCAUUCAAAUAGACUUUUUGACAUCAAAUAAAGACAAUGGCAUAAUAAGCAAUUAAUGGCCUUUGCCUCAAGACACAGCAAGUACUUUGAAUUUUAGCACAUUGCAAAGUAGUUUAAAGUAUGUCUAAUUUAAACGUAUAAUAUGUACAUCACUGAGACAAUCAUGUACAGAAAGAAUUUUUGGUGUAAAUUUGUAAUAAUGGAUGAUUCUUUUACAUAUUGUUUUGGGAAAUGAUAUUGAAAGGUAGCAAUACCUUGAUAGUGAAGUAUGAGGCAAUAUGUGCACAAAUGCAUGUGCAGUGCCUUAUUGAAGUACGUGAUAUAAAUAUGUAGAUACUGGAUUUUUUUUUUAGGUAAUGUUGUCAAGACCAAAAGCAUGGAUGUCAAGUGUCAAUAGGAACUUGUUCUCCAAAUUUUUUUCCCUAUCAGUCUUUUUAUGCUAUUAGGAGGAACUUGUUGAAAUAACACAGCAGUGUCUUAAAUAAUUUGAAUAUAAAGAGUCCUCUUACAACCUCACUUUUUUUCAUUUUUAACA